AUGGUAGAUGAACCGAUGCUUCAAGAACAAGAGUUUGAGUCCUACGAGACAGGCGCCGAGCUAGCUAAGAGGGAUUCAGGAGACCACGCGUUGAUUAGAUUUCAAGAGAAUGUCGAUUCAUUUGGCGCAACGAACGACAGUAAGACAUUACAAUCGGAUGGGAGUGCUGACAGAUCUUUGAAUAUCCUGACGAGUGAUGGGAUGGCUGAAGAAACCGGCCAAUCAGUCAAAUUUGGUCCAAUUGCCGAUAGCAGCUCCGAUAUCGUACCUGAAUCGCUGCCUUCACAUUUGAUUACUCUCGAUCCACAGUCCUCCCACCUAGCCAGUCUCAAUGCGGCACCUGUUUCUUCAGCUUCUUCAGGCUUGAAAAUCGCACAUCAGUCGAAUCACCCUAGUCAAGAUAAUCGAGCUGCAUCGAAAUUCGGUAACCUAAACUGUUCCACCGAUCUGUCUCCUACUCGGACCUCUCUUUCAGCCGCAUUAGCCUCACAAUCUAAACCAGUAAGAAAGCCGACAAAUUUGAGAUCAUCACGGAAAAUGACGGAGAUUGAAGUCACAGACGCAGCCUACACAACUUUCAAGGCGUUGCUAUAUUUCUUGUACACAGAUUCAAUAUCUUUUGCCCCAUUGUCCUCGACAUAUCAUUGCUUGAAAGAUGAGGCUUUGGAAGCAGGGGUCCCAUUCUGUUACCCCUCUCGAAAAGCCUAUGGAAAUGCAGUGAUAGCCAAGGCGGCCUUUAUCGGGAGUGGGGGCCAAACGGCCCCGAGUGGAUCUGCAGUGGAUCCCAGUCUGGUAUGCAGUGCGAAAGCCAUAUAUCGAUUGGCGGAUAAGCUGAAUCUGACGGAGCUCAAGUCGAGAGCCUUUGAGCACAUCACGCGAUCCUUGACGGUCCAAAACAUACCGAUGGAAGUAUUCUCCAGUUUCACAUCAGCAUAUGAAGAAAUAAGAAAGAUCGAAGUCAACUACAUGUUGACGCAUUGGAACGAAGUUCGAGACGGAAGAUCGAUGAAGACUGUCUUGAAGAUGUUGAGCGAUGGUGGAAAAGUAUGCUCAGGCUUCAGUGAGAUCUGGUCUGUUUUACUAUCGAACUUAGAGUUCAAGCCCAAGUCCAUCGAUAAUACUCUCAGCCUUGGAGUCGUCAGUGCUGGACCUCAAGAAGUCGGACAUCUUCAACACCAUCAAAACGAUAGUAGUCAAGAUGCUGUCGUACCUUCUGCUGGUGGCAGCGCUGUUGGUGGGAUGGGCGCUUCUUCCCAGGGCAGAGAAGCAAUUGAAUUGAUAUGGACUCCUGUUGAUCGUGCCGUUCAAGGCGGUGGCAGUGGCGCUAGCAACUAG
This is a messenger RNA of Puccinia triticina, 1335 nucleotides long. RefSeq lists its product as uncharacterized. The transcript is spliced from 4 exons. Lineage: Eukaryota; Fungi; Basidiomycota; Pucciniomycetes; Pucciniales; Pucciniaceae. Gene Ontology annotation, cellular component: cytoplasm. Gene Ontology annotation, molecular function: ubiquitin protein ligase binding. The coding region runs from base 1 to 1335 and encodes 444 amino acids. The record is from RefSeq and is a predicted model, not a curated record. Gene Ontology annotation, biological process: regulation of proteolysis; proteasome-mediated ubiquitin-dependent protein catabolic process.